CUGUUCUGCCAUUUCCACAGAUCUCAGUGGGGACCCUCAGGGCUGUGGCCAGAGGUUCCCCCUACACCUCCCUUCUAGGAGGCACCUCCUGUGCAGUGCAGCCACUGAUGGCAGCAUCGCCUUCUGGGACAUCACCAGCCCCAUCACGGACGCGACAGAUGCCCUGCACCGAGCGGAGGGGGAGAUGCAGCCCCUGGCCCUGGGUGCCCCGCUGCUCACCAUCAUGGCCCACAGCUGCGGUGUGAACAGCCUCCAUGUCAUCAAGGUGCCAGAGGGACAGUACUUGGUGGCCAGCGGCAGUGAUGAUGGCUCCAUCCACAUCUGCCUGCUGGAGGUGGCCCUGGGCAAGGGCGAGGCUGCAGCAGGGACCUGCCUGCAGAUCCUGGAGCGGGUGUCCAGGCCCUGUGCCCAUGCUGCCCAUGUCACGGGUAUCCGGGUGCUGCGGCCGGACCUGCUGCUCUCGGCCUCGGUGGAUCAGCGCCUGACGCUGUGGCGCUGGGGCCCGGGGGGGCUGGUCCCCCUCAGCACCACCUUCUUCCACGUGCCUGACCUGGCUGAGCUGGACUGCUGGGAGGUGGCAGAGGCCGGGGGGGAGCUGCGGUACUACUGCGUGCUCUGUGGGCAGGGCCUGGAGAUGCUGUGUGGCACAGCCCCCUCCGAGCCCUCGCCACUCGAGGCUCCCCAGGAAUGGGGCAGGUGUGCAACACAUCCUAGUCCCUGCCUAUCUUGGGAGGGCACUCUGCACUUGGGCUCUGCCCAUCACUGCAGUCCCUGCCCCCAGCCUGCACACUGAUGUGUCCCCUCCUGAGGGGAUGGGCACGCUUGGCUCCUUCAGGGGCAGCACAGCCACAUCUGGGGUGCUCAAGGCCAGUGGUCUCGGGGGAGAAGGCAGAUGGGACCCCUCCUGGAGGGGCCUGUGACUCCUUAGGCAAUAAAGAACUGGGGUUGUCAGCUCCCCCUGCCCGGGAGAACCUCUUUCCCAAGGUGUGAGGGACCCAUGUCCAGGCUUUCCAGCCCUGGUCUCAGAGAGGAGCCUGCUCAGGAGGGCGCUUAGGGCCCUGACCAGCACUGGGAGCUUGAGGGCAGCAGGAGGCCAAGAAGGGUCAGGCACAGGGGGGCUGCAGCCUGGUGUGUCAGCCCUUACCCUGCAGUGCUGAGGAUGGUGCUGAAAUGCACAGGGACACUGAUCCUCUGCUGCAGCACCCUGGGGGGUGCCCACACAUGCCCCCCUCCCCCUUCAGAGCAGCCUUUCAGCACUGUGUCAGGCCAAGUGGGUUGUUCCUGUGCAGCAGCAGGAUCCAGGACAGUUGGAGCAAGGGAAGGACAAACAGCUCUGAGGUCAAACAAAUGCAGUGUUUGUCCAGCAACAAGUGUAUUGGACCCCAGUACUGGGGCUUGGGCCAGGUCCUGACAGGAGCCUGGAGCCUCAGGAGCUCCCUGCCAGCAUGGAGCAACCUUCAAUAAACAGCUUUGAGGGAAA
Molecule: messenger RNA, 1480 nt
Organism: Neopelma chrysocephalum (saffron-crested tyrant-manakin)
Lineage: Eukaryota; Metazoa; Chordata; Aves; Passeriformes; Pipridae
Product: WD repeat-containing protein 6-like
Exons: 2
Coding region: 185-793 (202 amino acids)
Biological process (GO): tRNA methylation
Cellular component (GO): cytoplasm
Molecular function (GO): protein binding
Source: RefSeq, a predicted model, not a curated record